Xenopus tropicalis (tropical clawed frog) is the source of this 2685-nucleotide messenger RNA. RefSeq lists its product as uncharacterized. The transcript has 2 exons. The record is from RefSeq and is a predicted model, not a curated record. Gene Ontology annotation, molecular function: transferase activity; RNA-directed DNA polymerase activity; nucleic acid binding. Gene Ontology annotation, biological process: DNA biosynthetic process; RNA-templated DNA biosynthetic process. Bases 347 to 1750 code for a protein of 467 amino acids. Lineage: Eukaryota; Metazoa; Chordata; Amphibia; Anura; Pipidae.
UGGAGCCCAUAAAAAAGGUGUUUGCUGGUCAUACAAUGACAGCCAAUGCAAGUGGGGAGGGUCAUGUCGCUUCCGCCACGAAUGCUCGCUAUGCGCAGGGGCACACCCAUACAGCAAAUGCUUCAAGCGGAACCGAGCAGGGACCGCAAGGGCCAGUUUUGGAAAAGGGAGUGACACCAGUGAAAGUAAGGCAGAUGCUUCCCUGGCUAAGUGAAUACCCAGAUAAAGAGAAGGCAACAUUGUUAAGGGACGGGUUUCAAUUUGGGUUUAAAAUUCCAGCAAAAAAGGGCAAAGGGGGGGAUCUUUAAAGAAUUUGCGCUCAGUGAGGGAGAAUCCAACGUUAGUAAUGGAAAAGCUACAAAAGGAGGUAAAGUUGGGGCGGAUGGCAGGCCCCUUCAAUGAACCCCCAAUACCAGACUUACGGGUUUCCCCAUUGGGCCUAGUGCCCAAGAAGGAGCCGGGAAAGUAUCGUAUGAUCCACCAUUUAUCUCACCCCAAAGGGGGAUCGGUAAACGACAAAAUAGACCGGGAGUUAGUUAGAGUGAGCUACACUUCUUUUGAUGAAGCGAUCCGCCUCGUUAAAGAUGCGGGAAGAGGGGCCUUAAUGGCUAAAGUAGACGUGGAAUCGGACUUUCGGCUAUUACCAGUACACCCAGAAUCACUACACCUGCUGGGAUGCCACCUUAAAGGGGGCUACUACGUGGAUCGCUGCCUACCCAUGGGCUGUUCUAUUUCAUGCGCCUACUUUGAAGCGUUUAGCACCUUCAUCGAAUGGGUGGUCAGGAAACAGGCAGGGGUCAGCGCAGUAAUACACUACCUAGACGAUUUCCUGUGUGUAGGCCCAGGCCACACUAUGCUCUGUGCAGUCCUGCUACAAACGGUCCAGGCAGUGGCGGACUUGUUUGGUGUUCCCUUAGCACCUGACAAGACCGAAGGCCCUAGCACAUGCUUGCGAUUCCUGGGCAUAGAAAUCGACACAGUGAGGCAAGAGUGCAGGCUUCCCCAAGACAAGAUCCAACAGCUGAAGGAGGAGGUAGCUUAUGCUCAGGCAGCCAAAAAGGUGACACUCAGGCAGUUGCAAUCUUUACUGGGGAAAUUAAAUUUUGCAUGCAGAAUCAUACCUAUGGGCCGGGUCUUUUCAAGGAAUUUAGCACUCGCGACAGCUGGCAUCCGCCAACCACAACACUUUAUUCGGCUGAAUAAAGGGCACAAGGAAGACUUGGGGGUUUGGAAAAUCUUUCUGCAAGGGUUUAACGGUAAGCUAUAUUGGCAGAAUCAACCUCGGGCAAACGAGGAAUUUCAUUUUUUCACAGAUGCAGCCGGGUCGGGAGGCUUUGGGGCUUAUUUUCGAGGGAAAUGGUGCGCAGCGCCUUGGCCCAGGGAGUGGACCGAGACUAAGCUCACAAGCAACCUAACCCUGCUAGAGCUGUUCCCCAUUAUAGUGGCAAUGGAGCUGUGGGGCCCACAGCUAGCAAAUCAGGCAGUGGUGUUCUACACAGACAAUAUGUCAGUUGUAAUGGCCAUCAAUAACCUGACCUCCGGGUCUCGGCCGGUAUUGUGCCUACUUAAGCAUCUGGUGUUACGCUGUUUACAACUGAAUGUCAAAUUUGGGGCAAAACAUGUUCCGGGGUACACUAAUGAAAUUGCCGAUUCUCUUUCACGUUUUCAGUGGGACAGGUUUCGGCGGCUGGCCCCGGAGGCGGCAGCCCAGGGAGAAUCUUGCCCCGACCUGGUGUGGCGGCUCAUCUGACAGGUUGCAGCCACUGUAAUGUAUGGAUUGUCGGACAUUCGUUUAUCCGCAGGGCUGAGAAGCACGCCACGGUGCGAAGGAAUGGGAGGCAGCUGGGUUUCCCAAGAUCGCAGGUGAUCACGUUCUGGUUAGGGAUAGGAGGUUUACGCUGGGACGAAUUAGUGCCAACGUUAAUUCAUAAGGAGAAUCAGUGGGAAACACCUAAUAUCAUAGUGGUCCACUGUGGGGACAACGACCUAGGUCAUUGCCCUAUGAAGCAAUUAAUCUGGAAUAUCAAAAAUGAUUUUUCCAGAUUGGAAUCAAUUUUCCCAGGGGUGAAUUUUAUUUGGUCCGAAAUCAUCCCAAGAGCAUAUUGGCGGGGUGCCAAGUCCCACGCAGCGGUUAACAGGGCUAGAAUAAAAGUGAACAAGGCAGUGUCAAAAUACAUUCAGGCAAAAGGAGGGUUAGCAAUUAGACACAAAGAGUUGGAGAAUCAGCCACUUUAUUUCUCAUCAGAUGGAGUACAUCUGAAUGAGGUGGGAAUGGAUCUGUUCAAUAUAACUAUACAAGAAGCAAUUGAAUUGGCAUGGAAGUCUUGGAGGCGCAUGCAAAGUUGAAGGUGUCCAACUAGGCAUGCUGUGGCGGGCCCUUGUCAGUCUGCCGGGUAAAUAUUUGGGCCGGUAAGAGAGUCUUACCUUGGUGGGAUGGUUUAACCCCUAAGGUGGGUGGCCAUUGUUGCAGAUGGAUUACGGGUGAAAUAUUAAAAGGUGAUGGCGGGGGGCUCUAGGUAAGGUGGAGUCUCUUUUGUAAGUAUGGUUUGGCGGCCUAUCCUCUGGGCUAGGAGGCUUUACGGCUAGAGGAUAGUGCUUCAGGUAAGGAGGGGCAGACUGACAGGGGUUCAAGUUAUAUGGAUGUUACAUGAUGUUAUAUGUUAUAUAAUAUUUACAAUGUUUAAU